Talaromyces marneffei is the source of this 4206-nucleotide messenger RNA. RefSeq lists its product as uncharacterized. The transcript has 2 exons. Gene Ontology annotation, molecular function: histone binding. Gene Ontology annotation, cellular component: nucleus. NCBI's taxonomy places the organism in Eukaryota, Fungi, Ascomycota, Eurotiomycetes, Eurotiales, Trichocomaceae. Bases 1 to 4206 code for a protein of 1401 amino acids. Gene Ontology annotation, biological process: DNA damage checkpoint signaling; positive regulation of transcription by RNA polymerase II. The record is from RefSeq and is a predicted model, not a curated record.
AUGGAUUCUCAGCCCGACAGUCUCGACAUUGCAAAAUUAAAACGUUUUGCGCUUGGCUGCGACGAAACGGAUGUGUCUCAAUCGCUUGUGAGCGAGGCUGAAUCUCAAAUUUCAUCCUCUCUCAACGUCCUGCCUUUUACCACCGAACAUAUAAACGUCGAAGAACGUGUUUCGUUCCAUCAAAGCGCCUCUCGUGCGAAAAUUGCCGAGUCCGUCGUCGCUGUCCAAGUAGUUUCGUCUACGAACCACGAUGUGUACACAAGUACCGAGCGAGUCCUAAAUACACAAGAAGAGCCCUUGAGCACCGUUCCUGAAGCGAAUGUACACAAGAUGAGCGCUGGGGAUACCGCUGCCGGCGAUACUCAACCGAUUUCGCAAUCGAUUUUCGAAAAUAUUAUAUCGCGCGGGAAAUCUUUCCAACCUUCGCAGAGCAGUGAACAUGGUUUGUCAGAUUCGUACAAUGCCGGCCAGGAAUCUUUUCAGAUGACAGUUAAGGAAGGAGAAUCGGGCCAUAUAAAUUUACUAGCCGACUUUGAGUCAAAUAAACAAGCAGCAGCAAAACAGUAUAGUUCAGACGACGAGGCAAUCAGCUCAAAAGAUGGCCAAUCCUCUCCUCCACAAUUUCCGAGCCACAAUAGUUUCCCAGAGUCACAGCGUUUCCUGGAGACUCCAAUUACUGCAGAGAAGCGGCGGGAGCUUCCCAAUAUGGCAGCCACAACCCCGUCCCUUCCCCGGAACCCUCUUGCCGCCGAUAUGAGUUCCAGCGGUGGCAUUCUCUCCAUGAGCCAACUGUUCAAGGCAACCCAAACUCCUGUCUCACCUUUUGCAAAUAGAUUGCACUCCGGUCCGCUAUCAGAUCGUCCUUCCCCUGAUCUUCCUAUACAAGCUCGCCCAUUAGGCGGAGACGCAUCCUCUCCCUCUCGCACACCUGGGGCCAAUCUGACAAGAACUCACACCGAUCCUUAUUCGUACGUUUCCAUGGAUGAGUCGCAGAAGCGACGUGCUCAGAUAAGGGAGGAGCGACGAACUAGAUCAGCUGAAAAUAUUGACUCGGAAGAGCCAAUUGAUAGAGACUUUGAAGAAGAAUCAAGUCUUGUUCAACGGUUGAAUCGUCGAAGGGAUCUUGAUUUUGAGACAAGCUUGCGGCUAGCGUCUGUAACCCACGGAAGAUCGUCUAGUGAUUCUGCAGUCAAGCCAUCAAUGGCCUCAACUAAGCCUCUAAGUCGAGAGAACUCAGUGGAAGCGGAUGAAACACAAGAGCCUUCUGUCCCCCUGAAUGGUGAAGGCGUGAGCGAAGAAGAGACAGAUAAGGAGGGCACUGCCGAAGUUCCUCAAAGUCAAACUCGACAGGCCCCAUUAUCUUCCGAAGAGGAUAAGGAAAACCAUGUUGGACCUUACGCAGAUAUGGCACAGGCAACUACUGCUGCGCAUGAUCGUCUGUCGCAAGCGCUAGAUAUGAAUAACGACUCAGUGAUGACUGAUACACCUCCGGCAGAAAACCAUGAACUAGCAGCUGGGACUUAUGUCCAAAACUCGCAACAAGUGGUCAAUGUGCGAGAUUCUCAACCGUCACCAAGUCAGCGAGUAUCGAAACAUAAGAAGACCACAAGUCUAUUAUCCCAGGCUGAGUCUGUACAUAUUUAUUCGUCCUAUGACGAUUCAUCACCGCCCACAAAAAGGAAGCGUCGCCAAAAUAACAUGGAGCAUAAGGCUCCUCUAUCUCCAAGCAGACAAUCUGUGCAGCAGUCUCCGUCUGCGUCUGUGCGACCUCCGACUCGGCCUACGCUGCAUCAAGUAUCCUCCAACGACCCAGUCUCCUCAACUCAGAAUGCCACGGAGAAACCAUCUUCUAUGCCGUCACAUGUUGCCAACACUCCGUUGAACAAAGUCGGCUAUGACACUAUUCCCGAAACAAGUAUUCCUGAGUCUAGCCCUCACCGCAACCAGCGGUCCAUUCUAGCCCCAGGACCAUCCAAUCAACUACCCACGAUGCAGGAGGCAGAACAAGAAGAUGACGAUUUGCCUCCUCAACGUCACGUACGACAACGGAAUAGCGGCUUAGCCUCAAGAUCUUCCCCUAUCAAGAAGCCGAGCUUUUUAAUAGGUUCUAGCCCGGAAAAGGGAUCUAUCAAGUCUUUAUCGGAACUGUCUGCUGAGAUGUCACCUCAAUCAACUCAUGGCGAACCCAUCAACUUUGACGAUUUUUUAAACACCGAGGACCCUGAUUUCAACAUAAUGUUUAAAAGUCCUAGUCGUCGUACACCAAGGAAAAGACUUCGCACAACCCAAGAUUAUGUCAAUUCACAAUACGGCUCUUCUCCUUUGAAAAACGUGGAAUCUAAUUACACUCUGAAUGUAGAACAAUCUGCGCCUGCAGAGGAACAGUUUCAAUAUUCAGAACCUCCUCCCAUGCGCGCUGUGGCUCGCCGUCAGCGCGCUCGGCCAUCGCAGCUUGGUGAGGACUUGUAUGAGAUGGAUGGAUCACCUCGGGCUCGAAAGUCGACCUCAAAAACUCGCGUAUCUAUAUUAUCCCAACAUCUUUCACCCCAAAAAACGGUCCCGGAAUCUGUCCUCCCACAGCCAGCUGAAUCCUCGGCCCACAACUCGCAGCAUUCGGUCAAAGAGGAUGUGAAGCAAUUUCAAACAAAGCUGACGGAGCAAGCAGCUGAAGAAACACCUGUCGCUCCUUCUAGCACAAAAUUAUCAGUGAGGGAUUCUCAAGCCGAGAACCUCACAUCUGAUAUUCAGUCUCCAGAGCCAGAAGAGCCGAUCAUAGCUCCAUAUCAGGUUUUAGCCUUUUGGAAUGGUCGCAAACGUGCUUACUACCCUGCCACUUUCAUACAUGCAGACGAACCACGACGAUGCGUGGUAGGUUUUGUAGAUAGUGGACCUGUCCACGUUGCUCUUGGGUCCGUCAAGAGAUUACAAUUACGUGUUGGAGAUGCCAUCAAAGUUGACUUUCCCAAGGUGCCCAAGGUCACCCAUAUCAUCCGCGGAUUCUCACAGCAACUUAAGCCCGAGGAAUUAACACAGAGAAAUGAAUACGGCUAUCUGCCUGUUACGGAUAUAUAUGGAUACUCGACUGUCAUCGUUGCCGCCAAGCAGCGUAAGAGCAUUUCAGGAGGCUGCUACCUCGAGAGUGACCAGACAAUCGAAGUUCCAAUCUAUAGUAUCUACCUAGACAUGAUACUAUGGAAUCAGAUGAAAGGUCGCUAUUUUGUCGUCCCUGAGAAAGUCGAGCCUGCUCCAACUGUCCUGCAAACCCCAAGUCGAGGCGCUUCAACACCACUAUCACCGGGGUCUAAGCUCUCACGCACUCAUCUCACUAUACGCUUGGGUCUUUUCUCUGGAAUGGUGUUUGCCAUCUCCUUGGGCGACCAGGAUGCUCAUAAAGGUCGACUUGUCAAAUUAAUAUCCUUGAAUGGUGGCCAGAUCCUCGAAGACGGGUUUGAAGAACUAUUUGAGUAUCCUUCAAAUGCUCCUGCUGUCACACAGCCGGAAAAUUUGUCACAAGCCGGAGUUGCUGAAGAAGAAGUAGACUUCCAUCUAGCAUCCAAGUAUGAAAAUACAGGGUUUGCUUGCUUGAUUGCUGACAAACAUUCCCGUCGCGCCAAAUAUAUGCAAGCUUUAGCUCUCAAUGUGCCUUGUCUUUCUAGGAGGUGGAUCGAAGACUGCGUUGAGCAGAAUCGCAUCGUCAAUUGGGAACACUAUCUUCUGCCCGCUGGCGAAUCGAGCUUUCUUUAUGGAGCCAUCAAGUCCAGGGUGCUUACUCCAGUCGCCGCGGAGAAGGCUCUCUUUCCACAAACUUUCAAUGCUCGUGCGAAACUACUCGAUGGGCAGUCCGUGCUUCUAGUCCUCGGUCGUGGCAAGACAGAAGAAAGACACAAGGCUUAUAUUUUUCUUAUGUAUGCCCUGGGAGCCGCAAGGAUCGCGCGUGUUCUUGAUCUGAAGUCUGCGAAGACACUACUUCGAAAACAAGCCCACAAGAAGGAGGGACCCAGAUGGGAUUGGCUGUAUGUUGACCACAGUGAGGAGGCAGCAGCAGAGGCAAUUAUGGGCGACCCCUAUGAGACAACUAAUACAGGCAACAAGAGGAAGCGAUCCGCCUUGCUCAUGGAAGUUCAUGAGGACAAAGAAGCGUCUCCACGAGUUAUCAGCAAUGACCUCGUCUGUCAGAGUUUGAUCUUGGGGAAGAUUUGCAAGUAG